AAGAACGAACAGUCAGCCAUUACUGAUUCGUUCUUGUGGUUAGAGAGACGUCUUUGUCCCCAAGCAUCUUCCGCUGUGUGCAGAGGGAUCAAGAUAUCGUCAAGAUUAAUUGAUUGAUUGAGAAGCUGGAUUAUGGCGAAUGUUGAUAUGGACAGACCUAGUAACGGCGACUAUAAGUAUCAACGGGAUGAAGACGAUAUUAAACCUAGGAUUCUGGACGACUCUGAUGGGAAGGAUCAUCAAGCCGACAAGGCCGGUGAAUACGUGCGGGAGCUGCUUCAGGAGAAGAUCGAGCUCGAUACUCAAAAAUGGCCCAAUGCGAUCCGGUUGAUCGAUCAAGAGAUCCAAAAGACACAAGCUAUUGGAAAACCAUUGAGAGAUCCCAAAUAUGUGGAUAUUUAUCGUGAGAAACCAGUUCGUGUUUCUGUCAAAGUUUUGGUGCCUGUUCGUGAACAUCCCAAAUUUAAUUUUGUUGGAAAACUAUUGGGUCCAAAAGGUAAUUCCAUGAAACGUCUGCAAGAAGAAACAAUGUGCAAAAUGGCAGUAUUAGGUAGAGGAUCAAUGAAAGAUAGACAGAAGGAAGAAGAAUGUCGUACUUCUUUGGAUCCGAAAUAUGCACAUCUUUCGGAUGAUCUUCAUGUAGAGAUUACAGCUAUUGCACCGCCAGCGGAGGCUCAUGCUCGCAUUGCUUUCGCACUGGCAGAGGUGCGAAAAUAUUUGAUCCCAGACAACAAUGACAACAUACGCCAAGAGCAAAUGCGUGAAAUGGAAAUGAGUUUGACUGAUGAUCCUAUUUCGGAUGACCGAAGAUCUUCAAUAAGAGGGCCUUCUGGUCCUGGUACUAGUGGCAUACUAAGACCUACUGCGAGGCCGACAUUACCUAGAACAUCUAGAGCUAUGCUUCCACCCCCACCUGCAAAUCGUGGACCACUUUCUCGACCUGUACCACCCAAAUCGAAGGUAUUCUCGAUUUUGGAUCGUGCAAGAGCUGCUAUGGAUCAAAAUUAUGGCUAUGAAACUCAAACGCCUCCACCAACAAAUCGUGUUGGCUCGCAUCAUGAUUACGAUUAUCAUGGAUCAUCGUCGAGUAGUACUCGAUAUGGUGAUCGUCAUUAUGCGCCCAGCUCUGGAUAUACAACUUAUGAAUAUGAGGAUGACUCUGCGCCGCAUUCUUCACACGAUUAUUAUGAAUCUUCGGACUAUCCAGCACAACAAUCCAUGAAAUUCGCAGAGGAGUCAUCGAGCCGCGCUUGGAAAUCAUACAAGACCACGACGUCAGGCACAGCCUCGCGCUACCGCACCACUCCGUAUACACGACCUUCCAACCUUGUUAGUAAUCCGUUGACGGGUAAUCUUCCUAAUGCACGGCGGCCUAUGAUGCCUAUGCAGAAACCCAUAAAUGAAAGAAAUCGUCCUUAAUUGGUCCUGAG
Linepithema humile (Argentine ant) is the source of this 1430-nucleotide messenger RNA. Its product is annotated as KH domain-containing, RNA-binding, signal transduction-associated protein 3-like. The record is from RefSeq and is a predicted model, not a curated record. Gene Ontology annotation, biological process: regulation of alternative mRNA splicing, via spliceosome. Gene Ontology annotation, cellular component: nucleus. NCBI's taxonomy places the organism in Eukaryota, Metazoa, Arthropoda, Insecta, Hymenoptera, Formicidae. Gene Ontology annotation, molecular function: mRNA binding.